GCGCUGGCUUGCUCUGGAGCUCAAUUGCGGAGUGAGAUUGGUGUUGUUGUUGUAGACUUGUCCACAAUAGUAGCUCGGUUUCAUUCCCAGCGUCACGAUUCCGGAGUUCUUCUGUCGAUUUGUUGCGAUACUCUGCUUCGAAUUUCGUCUUCUUUUCACGGUUGCACAGAAUUGUGGAGUUCCGCGAGAUUUUGAGCUAUUCCGUGGUGUAUAGGUUAGGGCAGGGCGGUGGUGUUCGGAGAUGGCGGCAAUGGGAGCGUCGUCGUUCGUCAAAGCGACGCCGCCAUGCGCAGGAUCCAGCACGCAGGGCAACAGGGCUCUGCGAGGCUUGUUGGCGUUGCAAGCUGCCAAACUCGUCGUUGCGGGGGAGACAGAGCUGCGGCGUAGCCGUUUGGCGGUGGCAUCUGCUGUCGGAAGAACAAGAACUAUUCUGGAGAGGGAAGGUGAUGCCGAGGAAGGAGAUGGCGAGGUCGGCGCGUGCUGCCCUCUAUAUUCGUCACUUAGGGAAGUGUCAGGGCCAUUUGCUUCGCGAUUGGGUGAGCGGAGGUUAACUACUUCGCGGCAUGGAGUGCGUAGGGUUGUGGUCCGGGGUUCCACCGCGACUACCAAUGGCGUUGCGGCUGAUGUUGUCGAAGGAGAGAGUGCACGUGUAGGAUCUGUUUCGAGAGAAACCAAAGAGACGAGUGUUGAAGUUACCAUCAAUUUGGAUGGAACCGGAAUAUGUGAUUGCGACACUGGCAUUCCCUUUCUGGAUCACAUGCUUGAUCAAUUGGCGUCGCAUGGCCUCUUUGACGUGCGGGUAAAGGCCAAAGGAGACACUCACAUUGACGAUCAUCAUACGAAUGAGGAUGUCGGCCUUGCUAUGGGCACUGCGCUUCUAAAAGCUCUAGGUGACCGCAAGGGCAUAAGGCGCUUCGGAGAUUUUUCAGCUCCACUGGAUGAGGCUCUCGUUCACGUAGUGUUGGAUUUGUCGGGACGGCCAUAUUUGGGUUAUGAUCUUGAGAUACCCACAGAUCGAGUAGGGAACUACGACACACAGUUGGUUGAGCACUUUUUCCAAUCCAUGGCGAACACUUCAGGAAUGACGCUCCACAUUCGACAGCUUGCAGGGAAGAACUCGCAUCACAUUAUAGAAGCCACAUUUAAGGCUUUUGCAAGAGCUCUGCGUCAAGCAACUGAAUAUGAUGCUCGCCGUUUGGGAACCAUACCAAGCUCUAAAGGAGUACUAUCACGAGCUUGAGCUUCUGCGACGUAGAUUGGAUCUAUCACGUUUUUUGUAGAAGUAAAGCAGAUCUUUGUACCAUCAAAUGGAAUUAGAUGUCACACCAUCACAAGAAUUCAUUUUUUUCCGGUUCCCAAGGACAAUCGUUCGAAUCUACUGGUACUUGUUUGAUGCAAGAGUUCCGCUUUAAGACAAGAUGAAAAGCGCUUAGUACCAUCCUAGGUUUGAGUCCUGCUUCAAAUCACUCUUGCUAGUUCUGGCUGGACAAAUGGACUGCAGGUGAAAUGGUAGGUGCCUGCUGAACUUCAGGCAUACAAAAGCAGCUAUGUAGGGUGUGUUAGACUGAGUUGAAAGAGGGAGCUACCAAACUUUUCCCAGAAUACGAAUGUUGAGUCUUUGUGAUCUUGGUGGCUUACGUGACAAGUUCGUAGCAAGUCUCCUGAAGGUACAGGUUAGCAUCCGUGGGGUGUGCAUCCAUCCCAACACAUCAUCGUUGGUCGCUGCGUUCUCAACUACCGUAUCGAUCCAAGAAAUACUGGUCAUUGUAUCCUCAAUAUGUACCGUGAUCUACAUAGGCUGAGGUGUGUUGGAAUGAAAAAGAGUGAGGUGUUUUUAUUCACAGUCGAAAAGUUAAGUAAAGUUCUUGAUUUUUCUUCUUGAA
Messenger RNA from Physcomitrium patens, 1883 nucleotides. RefSeq lists its product as uncharacterized. Gene Ontology annotation, biological process: L-histidine biosynthetic process. The record is from RefSeq and is a predicted model, not a curated record. Gene Ontology annotation, molecular function: imidazoleglycerol-phosphate dehydratase activity. Lineage: Eukaryota; Viridiplantae; Streptophyta; Bryopsida; Funariales; Funariaceae.